CAUCAUCAUAGCCAUUUUGGCUCAAGCAUGUGCUGACUCAGAGGCCACUGCGGUGCACGUGCGCCGCCCCGCCAUUUCGUUCCGCCGCGCCAGUGUUCUUGCCACUGUGAUUCUCUGAGCUCGAUGGUCAGCGCAGUUCGCCUUAGCUGGAUUGUUGAACAUUUUGCUCUUGGUAGAAGGUGCCGGGUGCGGAUUAAUACGCAUCGUGAUCGUGUGCUUGUCCAUUUGAGGUGUUUCUUCCUCUCGGUGAUGAAGUGAGCGCGCUCAACUUGUUAUGACCUUGGUUGCGCAAUCGAUGCUGCAGUCAGACUGCAGCAUCGAGACUGUCUCGUGGUGAGCUCGCGUGGUUGAUCAUGGCCAUCGGUCUUCAGAGGGUUUAUCACAUAUUACUUUCAGCAUGAGGAGUCUGCUGAAACCUUUGCUGCACAAUUCUGAUGUUCUUCCUGCUCGUGCGCGUACUCUGCGUGUUUCUGGAGAUCCUGAAGGUCAUGGCGGUGAUGGCGGUCCUGGAGGCAGAGUUCCUCGUGACGACGUCCGAGAUGCUGCUGUUUUUUUUGGCCCGGCGGGGGUUGGUGGCUUUGUUGUCGCUGGAGGUGCUCAAGUUGCCAGCGCUGCUCUCCGAGAUUGGCCUGGUUCUCCUGACGCAGCUGCUCGUCUUCGUGGAGGUGCUGGGGCUGCUCUUCCUCCCCGCGAUGCUGCUGACGAUCGUGAAGCCUCUGACGUUCGUGAUGGGCUCUCGUGGAGCUGCUCACGUUUGUGGAGCUGCUCAUGCUCGCGUUCUUCGUGAAGAUUUUCGAGAUGCUGCUGAUCUUCCUGACCGUGUGGCGGUUUGCGGCCCUCCUGCUGCUGACGGCUCUCCAGGUGACCGCGCUGCCCUCCGAGAAAGUGCUCGUCUCCUCGAUGAAGCUGCUCGCCUUCAUGACGGUGCUGGGGAUGCUCUCCCCCCCGGGGUGCUGAUGACGAUCGUGGCGCCUUUGGCGUUGGUGGAGCUGUUGGGGCUCGUGGAGCUGCCGUCGCUCGUGGAGCUGCUGACGCUCGCGUUCUUCGUGGAGAAGUUCGAGGUGCUGCUGAUGUUCCUGGUCCUGCGGAGGCUUGUGGUUUUCCUGUUGAUUGCGGCCCUCGAGAUGACCGCGCUUCUCUGCGUGACUGGCCUGGUCUUCCUGAUGCUGCCGCUCGUCUUCGUGAAGGUGGGGGCUGCUCUCCAUUCCCGUGGGGCUGCUGAGGAUCGUGAAGCUGUUGACAUUCGUGGAGCCGUGGAGGUCUUGGAGCUGCCGACUUUUAUGGAGCAGUUGGCGUUCGAGGAGACGCGGGCGUACGUGAAAAAGUUGCUGAGGUUCGUACUCGCCCUCGUGAGGAUGGAGUUAUGCGUGCUUGCCCUUCGGAAGGUGCUGAUCACCGACUUGUCGCUUUUCACGGUGGUGGUGCUGUUCCUGCUUGUGGGAGCGCUGGGGGUUCUGAUGCUCUAACGGCGCCCCCGCCUCGCAAGAAGGCGCGUGGCGAGGACAACGAGGAUCAUGGUGGUGGUUCGGAGCUCCCUGCAGGUGUUUCGUGCUGACGCUUUUCCUAUUCUUGCCAUGUCGAGUGCUGGUCCGUUUGAUUUCGUGAGAGGGCCGGUGCCUCCAGAUAUCAGGGUAGAAGACAGCCAUUAAUCUAUUCAUGCGCAAGCCGUGCACGGCCGAUACAGUGAUGGCUUCAUUCGAUUCUCUAGCAAGCUAUUUUGAAGGCAAGCUUGGUACCUGGAGCCAACACUUCUGCAAUUCAUUUCGGCUCCCGAAGCUUGCCUGGCCACUUUUGUAUUCUAAGGCUCGAGCGUUUCAUGCGCAACUUGAAGGAGCUUGUCGUCUGGCGGUGGCCGCUACGGAGGUACUCAGAGUUCAAAGAACGCAUCAUCACCCUCAUCCUCCUCAUCCUCAUCCUCAUCCUCAUCGUCGUC
Molecule: messenger RNA, 1933 nt
Organism: Prorocentrum cordatum
Lineage: Eukaryota; Dinophyceae; Prorocentrales; Prorocentraceae
Source: the annotation of a GenBank genome assembly